Raphanus sativus (radish) is the source of this 549-nucleotide messenger RNA. Its product is annotated as putative lipid-transfer protein DIR1. The transcript has a single exon. The record is from RefSeq and is a predicted model, not a curated record. Gene Ontology annotation, biological process: systemic acquired resistance. Lineage: Eukaryota; Viridiplantae; Streptophyta; Magnoliopsida; Brassicales; Brassicaceae. Bases 29 to 397 code for a protein of 122 amino acids. Gene Ontology annotation, molecular function: fatty acid binding.
CAAUCUCAUUACUAUUAUUGUUUACACGAUGAUGAAAGCCAUGAGAGUUGGGUUAGCGAUGACACUGCUUACGACCAUAACGGUUCUUACCAUAGUCACUGCACAGCUCGAGGACCAGCAACCACCUCCACCGAUGUUACCCGAGGAAGAAGUGGGAGGAUGCAGCAGGACAUUCUUCUCAGCGAUUGUACAACUGAUACCUUGUAGAGCAGCAGUGGCUCCUUUCAGCCCAAUCCCACCGACCGAGUCAUGUUGCUCUGCUGUUGUCACACUUGGUCGCCCUUGCCUUUGCCUCCUCGCCAACGGACCUCCGCUCUCAGGCAUUGACCGCACCAUGGCUCUUCAGCUUCCUCAGAGAUGCUCUGCUAAUUUCCCUCCUUGCGAUAUCAUUAACUAGGAGUCUAGGAGGAAACCUAUCAUCCUUUCUUUUCUUUUUGUUAUUUUUCUCAUUUACCUUCUUCCACUCUAAUAAAUACGCUGUUGAGAUUGUUAUUGUACCGGUCUUCAAAAACAUUAUAACAAAGAAAUAAGAAUAGAAAUCUCAGUCAA